Molecule: messenger RNA, 5182 nt
Organism: Setaria italica (foxtail millet)
Lineage: Eukaryota; Viridiplantae; Streptophyta; Magnoliopsida; Poales; Poaceae
Exons: 7
Coding region: 265-1668 (467 amino acids)
Biological process (GO): exonucleolytic trimming to generate mature 3'-end of 5.8S rRNA from tricistronic rRNA transcript (SSU-rRNA, 5.8S rRNA, LSU-rRNA)
Molecular function (GO): nucleic acid binding; 3'-5'-RNA exonuclease activity
Source: RefSeq, a predicted model, not a curated record
UCCACCUGAGAGUCGGACUCGGACUCGGACUCGGAGCCAGCCAGGCAUGAGGAUAUGGUGGCGCCGCCCGUACGCCUCCGCCGCCUUCCUCCGCCGCCACCGCAUCUAUGCAAUACAAAUCCAAAUCCUCGGAUCCAAUCUCAAAUCAUCCGCGAAACAAUUCUCUCGGCAACCUAGAUCGCCCGCAUCGCGUUCAAUUCCUCCCAGCAACCACCGCAAAGGAGAGCCUUGCUCCCAAGAACCACAGCAGAUCCGGCGAACGAGAUGCUCUGCCUCCCCUCCUCCUCCGCAUUCCGGCCGGCCGAUCCGGCGGCGCGUGGCGCCAUGGCUUCGCAGCAGCAGCGCCAGAGCUUUCCUCACGCCUCCACUGCAGCUCGAGGCAUGCUCAGCUUCUCCUCCGCCGCACCGUCCGGGCCGGCAGAUCCUGCGGCGCAGCAGCAGGACUUCCGCAUGCGGGAGUUCGACUACUUCGUCGUCGUCGACUUCGAGGCUACCUGUGAGAAGGAUUCGCGCAUCUACCCGCAGGAAAUCAUCGAAUUUCCUGCGGUCCUCGUCGACGCCGCCACCGGCGGCCUGGUCUCCUCGUUCCGCACCUAUGUGAAGCCGCGGCACCACCCGGUCCUCACCGCUUUCUGCUCCGAGCUGACGGGGAUUCAGCAAGAGCAGGUCGACGGCGGCGUGGAUCUUGCAACGGCGCUGGCCUUGCACGACAAGUGGCUGGCGGCGGCGGGCGUAUCCAAGAACCGUCUCGCCAUCGUCACCUGGGGUGAUUGGGACUGCCGGACGAUGCUGAAGUUCGAAUGCAAUUUCAAGAACAUCUCCAAGCCAUCGUAUUUCAACCAGUGGGUUAACCUCCGGAUCCCCUUCGAGACCGCGUUUGGCGCUGGGCGGCGCAACCUGCAAGAAGCUGUCCGGGAGGCGGGUCUGCAGUGGGAUGGCCGCCUCCACUGCGGGCUCGACGACGCCCGCAACACAGCGCGUCUCCUUGUCGAGCUGAUGCGGCGGGGAGUCCGUAUCUCCAUAACCGGCUCUCUGGUGCCACCGCCUCUGCCAGAGCCAGAGCCGGAGCUGGAGCCUGAGCCGGAACUCCAACCUCAGCGUUCCUAUCAGAGGCGGCGUGGUGACGAUGCCGGGACCAAUGCAAGGGCGAUUCUUUUUCACUUGUGGGAACUGGAUGCCGACAUGUCGUUUCUUCCACUGGGCAGCCUGAUUGCCGGCCGUCUGGACUCCGCAUCAUCAAUGACUAAGGACCUGGAAGGUUUUUCCUCGUGCUGGACACAACUGCAGCUGAGAGUUAGAGCAUAUUUGGUUUCUGCGCGGGGCCGACGGAAAAGGGCGCGAGAACUACAGAAAUGGCAUGAGGCUGGCCGAAAAGCGCACAAAGACAAGAGAAACGGCGCAACGGAGAUGAUCGCUGGAAGGGACGACCUGUUAUUCUCUUUGAUCUUUACCGAGAUGGAAGAAGAGGCUAACACAGAGUGCCAUGAUUCCAAUAUAGCUAUACUGCCUGGAUUGGUAGCUCAUGUUGGCAUGAAAUUUAGAAAUUCCGAUGAGGCUUGGGCAUUUUGGCUUAGCCAUGGCGGGCAGAAAGGAUUUGAGGACAGAAAAAGGUAUUCAAACAGUGAGAUGAGGACUACAAGAAGUCAUGGGGACGCUACCAGUACUUAGGAAAGGAAAUUCCAGAGCAAGUGCUAAGGCUCCUAUCAGCUGCCCAAGCAAUGGUGAGUAUGUAAGCCCUUUACUACUACUACACCAUCCACUUUAUAUUGCAAGUUCACCAUGUCUGUAAUUACUAAUUACAACUAUCUGGUAUUCAGAAUGGCACAUUGCAGCAGUGAGAAGUGGCCUUUUGUUGAGUCUUGCAUAGGUAGUAGAGUUAAUUUGCAUUAGUUUAGUUUGUUGGAUCUUAUGGUAAGGUAGACAUUUGCAUUAGUUAUUUGAGAUAGGUGCUGAGAUUUUGAGUUUCAUAGAACUGGUUAUUUGAGGAAGGUUUCAUCAGUCCCAAAUAAUAUAAGCAUCAAAUUCAGAGCCGCUUUGAGGUUUAGCAUGAUCGGUAUAUUCAAUGGUUCGCACUGGAAGUAUUUUGCUACCUGUUGGAUUGCUCAAUACUGCAUGUAUAUCAUGGUUAUUAGAGGGUUGCAUGGUUGUUACUCAAACUGAGACAGCAAAAGAAUAUCUUUUUUCCAUCUGUCAACAAGUUAAGUACGGACGACAUAUACUGAUUAAAUUGGAAUAUAGUAAAGGUUGAAGAAAUUGCUACCUCCUUCCUUUUGAUUUAACACACUGUACCGUUUUUUUUCAGCCUUAUGUUAACACAAGUUGGAUUAACUAGCUGGCUGCAAUGGGCUAAUUUACCCAGCUGAUCUAUCCAAUUAACUGAAAAACUGAUAACUUCCUCUUGCAUGUCGAGUUUAAAGUAUUAUUUUCCUGCUGCAAUGAUGAGUGAUAGUCUUUGCAUUCCAGUUCUUAGAAAGUUUGAUGUAAGAUUGCAUGCAGAAAAGACACACACUUCAUUUUUUUUAUCAUUGAUGGUCUAACACUGCAUGCUUGCUUUGAUUACCACAUCGACUGGUAGUGGCCAGUUGCCUGUUCGUUGCAGCAUUGCUGCAGGAUGGACGCCAGUGGCGUGGCCUGUUCACGUCCAGGUUUGCUUGCGUCCAUGGGAAAAAGGUAGGAAACCCCAACUGAUGUCUGCUUCCUUCUAAUUAUAUUAAUUAUUUUUGUUCCUUCCAAGCAUUGAAGUGUUCAAGUGAAAUUGCAAGUUAGAUGAAAAUUUAAGCUUAGUGGGACUUAGUUGUGAUGUUUCUUUAACAUCUGUGAUAAUAUGUAAUUGAAAUUUGAAUCAUCUAUGAUUGACAAGUAAUUGAUGGAACAAUUUAUAAGAGGGCGCUGCUGAUAGUGACAACAAUGAAUUCAUGUCUAGAGGAAAUGAAGAAUGACAUUCUUUUUUUUUUUGAGGGAAAUGCAGUAGGGGAAUCCCCUACUGUGGUAUUUUAUUUCAUAUAAAAUAAAUAAAUAAAAAAGGUACAGUAGCAUCCUGGAGUGCUAAAUCACAAAAAGGCCAAUUGAAGGAGAUAAGAGAGAGGUCAGAGAAAAAACUUUGCAGAAGGCUAUUCAGCCAGAUGGAUACAUUGUGACUAAAAGAAAAGGACUAAAUCCGUGCAAGUGAAUCUUUACAGUAUCCACAAAGCAAAUUUUCCAAUAUCUGAAUGAACCCUAAGUUCCUCUGAAGGUUUGUGCAUUUCUCUGUUUCCAAAUUUCCCAUGCUGAGAUAAUGAAGAUCUCCAUGAAAAAUUGGUGCUGACAUUUCAUCUUAGCUUUUUUUUUUUAAAUGUAGCAAAGAAUCUGAUAGAGUGAUCCGAUGAUGUACCAACAAAGUUCCAGCAUCUACUGCUGAAAGGACAUUCAAAGAACAGGUGAUAUGUGGUUUCCUCUAGAUUUAGGUUGCAUAGUACACAGUUAUAAUUGUCCCCAUCAAUCUUGUAGUUUCUUCUUCUGUGUAAGUUUCUGGAAUUCAGUCUAUCUUUGAAGAUUAGCCACAUGAAGAUUUUUAGCUUUUUGGUCACUUUAGCUUUCCAGGUUCAAUUGAAAGGAGUUGGAGGUGUAAUAGAUCUGAAUGAUAGCAGAUAAUACAUUCUUGAAGAGUAAUUUCCAUUCUCGCAACAGUAUUGCCAACUGUCUGUUUCAUUGCUUGACUGCUGUAUUUGUUCAACUUUGCUUUGCAAAAUUUGCAGUUCCUCCAAUGCCUGCUGGGAUAGUGGUAUAUGAAAGUGUGUCUGUGGAGUGCUAUCUGCCAGAAACUGAGCGAGAGAUACAUUUCAUUUUUUUUGCAAAGGAGAAUAAUCUUGGUAGUUGGUCCCUAAGAUAAGAUCCAUUCCAGGCAUCAUUCCACAUCAAUUUGCAGUUGUAUCAAUUUGGAGUGCUAUCUGUUUCAUUGCUUUGCUGCUUUAUUUGUUCAACUUUGCUUUGCAAAAUUUGCAGUUCCUCCAAUGCCUGCUGGGAUAGUGGUAUAUGAAAGUGUGUCUGGAGUGCUAUCUGCCAGAAACUGAGCGAGAGAUACAUUUCAUUUUUUUUGCAAAGGAGAAUAAUCUUGGUAGUUGGUCCCUAAGAUAAAAUCCAUUCCAGGCAUCAUUCCACAUCAAUGUUGCCAGUUGGACGCUUUGAUUUCCCUAUUGCGACCAUCUUUUAUCUAUGAUCUUUACUAGCAAUAUUAUUAGUGGGCUUAUUAGUUUGGUAAAAAUGGCCAGGUGAAUUGUUAUUUAGACAAUGUUGCGUUAAGACUAUAUAUUGUUAUGUUUGCGAUAAAGUACCAUACCCUUCCUGGCUAAUUUGGAACCUCUUUAUUUCUUUUCACAAAAUCAAGGAGCAUUAGUCACUAACGAUUAACCUACAUAUAUUAAUAUGAGAUGUUUGGUCAUAAUUGCGAGUGGGUUCUCUGCAUGGAGAAUCUGUAGUAAAUGAAAUUUCUGGAGCAGGCAUAGGUCACUGCUGAUAUCCAUGUGUUUUCUCUCUCUCAAUAUUCAUGUAUACCUUGGUUGCAGUGUCUGGAGGCUUUUUAACUUGGCUUAGGAGAUGAGGGAAAAUAAAUUUCUGUUUAUUUAUUUAGGACUGACAUGGUAAUGGUCUUUUUUGUAUAUGCACAACAAAUUCCAUACUAUCUCAGUUUUUUUUCCAAGGCUCUUUUCAUAAGCCUAAUUUUGAAGUACUCAUAUGGUGGUCAUUGAUGUUUUUUCUUUUCUGUUUAGAGCUUUUUUACAAUGCUUUUAAACUACCAAUGGUACUUGCAGCAAGGAGAGCAGAAGGAGAUGUUUGAGCAAUAGGAAAAUGAUAAGGAAGAUCUUGAGGUACUAUUAUCUUGGGACAACUUGUUAUAGAUUUCUUGGGAAAAAAAAUCUUGGGCUGACAAUUGCUUACAUUAGGGAAUACUGGUUUCGGAUUGAUUUUGUGCAAAAGGUUCUUGGUCUGUGAUGUUUAUUAGUCUUCAAUAUCCAGAUGGUUUUAGCAUUGUUUAUAUGAGUUCCAGAAUUAUCAUCUUCAGUUCAUUGUGACUGGGUUCGGUUGCCAUUGCACCGAUAUCUUGACCACCAAUAUUUAGCUUCCAGUGAUGCACUGAUGUGCCACCUGAAUGUCUGUACGAAUGUCUUCGCUACCUGAAAAAUAGCUGUGAUGAUUUAACAAUGCA